Prorocentrum cordatum is the source of this 804-nucleotide messenger RNA. The record is from the annotation of a GenBank genome assembly. Lineage: Eukaryota; Dinophyceae; Prorocentrales; Prorocentraceae.
GACUGGCGUCCCUGCAAGAAGGCGAAGGACUCCGUUCAAAAGCACGUCAGCGAUAUAGUCAUCGUGAACGACAACAUCUUUGAGUGCAAGCCCGGAGCCUGCCUGGACGCCAGCGAGGCCUCGCAGGCACAGGAGCUCGCCGCGAGCAUCCACGCGACGAGCAGAGAGGAGCGCAACGACAUCCGCGAGGCCUUCCAGGAGGAGGGGCGCGUGACGCGGUGGCUGUGCUCCUACGAGUCCAUCGCGCAGGGCGAGAGCGUGCUGUAUCGCUGCGUGCUCCAGUGCUUCUUGCCAUGGGAGCCCGCGCCCGGGCAGCGCGAGCUGGCGGGCCCCUGGGCCUACCUGGUGGAGGGCGAGAGGUACCAGUUCUCCAUCUCGGAGCGGUUGGUCUACUCCGAGGCAGACCCGUCUGGCGGGAUGAUCACAGGAACGCUGUCCGAGGGCGAGGGCGGCUGGUUGGAGGCGCGCACCAUGCACGGGGACGGGCGCAUCGGCCCGAUCGUGCGGCUGCGAUUCCUGCGGGGCCGGGCGAGACUGGAGGUUCAGUCCCGCGACCUCGGCAUUGCCAUGUGGAGCUGCAGCGCCGUCGCCCGCAGGAGCCUCCAGUGCAGCUUCACCGGGUACGGGGGGGGCCCGGGCAUGUCCGCGGUCUCUGCGAUGGAGAGGGCGCUGCAGGAGCCCGCUGGCCAGCGCCCCGCGUCGCGCACCCCAGCUCCCCCUCGUCGAAGGGCAGGAAGGCCGCCGCGGUCGCCGAGGCCGAGGACCCUGCGAGCCAGCGCUUCGAGGCCGCCACGAGGCGGCUGA